Messenger RNA from Teleopsis dalmanni, 1398 nucleotides. Its product is annotated as pickpocket protein 11-like. Bases 1 to 1398 code for a protein of 465 amino acids. Gene Ontology annotation, biological process: sodium ion transmembrane transport. Gene Ontology annotation, cellular component: membrane. Gene Ontology annotation, molecular function: ligand-gated sodium channel activity. The record is from RefSeq and is a predicted model, not a curated record. NCBI's taxonomy places the organism in Eukaryota, Metazoa, Arthropoda, Insecta, Diptera, Diopsidae. The transcript is spliced from 8 exons.
AUGAGUUUUAUACGGAAAUGUUUACUAUGCAUCACGGAUUAUUGCUCGAAUUGUACAUUAGCUGGACUCAGAUACAUUGUAAAUCAUAAAUUACAUAUUACGGAACGUCUGUUUUGGUUUAUCUGUUUUGUGCUCUCAGUGUUUGGAUCCUAUUCCUUAAUUAGUGAGUACCAAAACAAUUUUGAAAGUAAAGCCGUAAGCAUUGUGUAUGAAAGUCUCUCACCUAAUAAUAAAAUAGAGUUUCCUACUAUAAGUGUUUGUGAUACUUACAGUGAUGAACAUGCAAGAAAAGAUAUUGAGGAAUAUGUACAAAAGCUAGGUACAGAUUUAAGUGGGGAAUAUAACUACGACAUCGAAAUGUUAGUUUCUUUAAUUAUUUAUCCAACGGAACAUCACGAGGGUCUAUUAAGAGCAAAAUGUACAAAAUAUUUAGAAUGUAGUGAAUGCGCACAAUGCCCAACGAAGGACUAUAGGAAACUUGCAAAAAGGUUUACAUUGAAAUGUUCUCAGCUAUUCAUAAACUGCUCUCUGUCAAAUAAACCAUUUGACUGCUGUCAAUAUUUUUUGCCUCUAAUCACACCAUUCGGGAAAUGUUUUUUAUUGAAUUCUGGUAGCGAAAGUUGGCUUGAUACUAAUAUGGAUCAGUCUAAUGACGAACCUUUAAUGGAAAUAAGCAUUAAAAGACCGAUAAAGGUUAGUAUUUUAAAUAAGGAGGAUUUACCAGUUAAAGGAAUACAGAAGUUAUCUUUUGUUGUUUUAAACACUGGAGAACAAAAAAUUAUUGAAAUUCGUAUUGAUAAUACAGUAAAUGAUGCCGAUGUUCGCACAAUAUCUCCUGAAUAUAGAAAAUGUCGAUUUACUGAUGAAGUUUUACCGAAUACAGAAUAUAAGGUAUAUAGCUUUAGUGCUUGCUUAGCCGAUUGUAUACGUAUACAUCAAUUACGAAUUUGCAAUUGCACUUUAUAUACAUUUCUACCACUUGAAAAAGAAUCAAUCCAAGAAUGCAAUUUUGAUGGUUACCUAUGUCUAGAAAAGAAUUCAAUGGUUAAUCCGGAACCAAAAUCUUUAAUGCCGUGGCCAAAUAACAAAUAUACUUGUGAUUGUUUGCCAUCAUGUACCGAAAGUGAUUUUAAUUUAAUUUACGAAUCCAGUUCAAGAACCAAUUAUCCCCGGAGCUUCACUAUUAAAAUUCCAAAAUUCCCAACGGAACAGUUCCGCAGGCAAGCACUACGUACGCAGCUCGAUGUCGUUGUUACAAUCGGAGGUAUAUUAGGAUUAUUCUUGGGCGCUAGCAUAUUAAGUGGUAUAGAAAUAAUUUACCACUUUCUUAUUCGAACUUUUAUUAGUUAUAUAUACACACGAACUGUAAGUGAAGAAAUAAGUGUUACCAUAAUAUGA